Molecule: messenger RNA, 2154 nt
Organism: Contarinia nasturtii (swede midge)
Lineage: Eukaryota; Metazoa; Arthropoda; Insecta; Diptera; Cecidomyiidae
Exons: 5
Coding region: 1292-2086 (264 amino acids)
Source: RefSeq, a predicted model, not a curated record
UGUGUGCAUAUUUUUGCUAGUGUGGGCUCAAUAUUUCCAUUUGUCAAAACGAAAUCAUCAAAUACACAAAAGAAAAAUUCUCGUUGUGAUCAAAUCACACAACAUUCACUUUUCCAUAUUCAGAAAAACUUUUAACCCCCGAACCAAAAAGAAAAUCACACAUUAAAUACAAAUUUCAUCGUCUGACAUAGACAGAGAGUGCUUUCAAAAAAUCAUCGUCAUAAAAUAUUUGCAUAAUGUAUUUGAGUCGGCACGUAAAAUCAAUUGAAUAAAAGUACGUUUGUACGCACACAUUACUUUACCACUCAAUAUGUUUUGCAAUAUAAUAUUUUGAUACGCCGGGCUUUUAAAAAAUAUACAUUCGUCGCACAAUUUUCACUUUUGAGAGUUUUUCAAGCGAAACUUUCAACAUUGAAAAGAAUUUAUGAGAUUUCAUUUGGCAUGUCUCAGUCAAAUGGAAAAAAGCUUUUGAAAAUAUAAUUAUGAUAGUGUGUUUUUUUUUUCAUUCGAUAUUUGACCGCUUGAUUGGCAAAGUUUGCCGAAAUCAGUGUAUACGGGUAUGUGGUUAUAAAAAAAAUCAAUGGAGUUCUAUUUUUGUACAAAUCAUUCGCAAAUUUGUUGGAAAGUAAGAGUGAAUUAAGGGAAGUGACAAGCGAACGAUGCGAAAAGUUUUCUUUUCGGACGGGACCCGGUACAAGACGAUAAACUAUAUCGAAAAAUGUUGACAAACCAUAGGACGCAAUUCCGGUUCAUUUGCAGAUAGGCGAAAGAAGCAUUUAGAGAAAUAGAGAGUUUUGUGUGCAAUUUUAUUGAUUGGAAUUGAAAAUGAUUCGAAGCCAUAGACGAAAAUGACGAAGACAAAUGUGUCGAAUAUAUGAUAUAUGCUAUAGAAAACAAGACAAAAAUGAUGAACAGUGUUUUAUCAAUAAACCUUCAAUAACAUUCAGCCAAUCAUCUCUAUGGUGGCGACGAGCAUUGAUUUUAUUCAUCAUUUCUUCAUAUUUAUUGGUUCAGUUGAAAAGAAACGAUAACAUACAGCACUCUCUCGUUUGAUUUGCUAUCGUAUUUCAAGUUGUUCGGUGCCAUAAAACGAGCAAGAAAAGACAAAUUAAUUGAGGGUUGAACACAUUUAUUAAUAAUUGUUUGGGUGUAUUCUUUUCGCGAUCGCAUAUUUUUCGUCAUUCUUUUGGUGCAAAAAAAAAAACGACAACAACAUAGCUCAGACACACACACACACACACACACACACACAACGGCAGAACGGAAUUGAAAGUGUACGUGAAUUUUGGCAAUGCGCUUAUCGAUAUGGAUUCCAGGCAUUUUGGGAAUCCUCGGUCCGAUCGUCAUCCCUAUUUCACAUAUGGUAGUUUUAUGGUUUUAUUGGCAGAAUUAUGCUCGUUUCGUUGACCGCCGAUUUUGCUCAUGCUCCUGUUGGGACACCGUAUUUAAAGGUACAUAUGAGUCGGGCAUCGCGAGCUACAAGCAUUUGUAUUUCAAUGCAACGGAAAAUACGAUGAAAAUAUGGAUAUUGACUGUGAUUGCAAUCAUCGCAUUGUACGAAUGUGCAAAGCAUUUAAUCAGGCUAAUGAUUAUGAAAUCCGUUCGAUAUUCCAUGAUAUUUCUAUUUUGCUUAUCGAUUUUUUCGCAUUAUUACGCAUGGUGGGCCUAUGUUAACUACUACAACGACGAUUUUUACAGUCAAUGGAAUCAUCAAAUGUUUUUUACGAUUACCGAAUUAUUAUCGACUAGUGUAGUGUUUCAUUUAGCAAAUUUAGAAAAUAUAGUAACACCAAGAAAAAUACUGUGUAUCGUCGGCGUAGCUAUACUGCAUAUUGUAGCAAGUGGAUUUGAUCAAUUCAUUGCGAAUGUUUUCAAAGGUGAAGGCUUGCUUCAUCAGAUAAUUCGAGAUUUAGGUUUUAUGGUCCCAGACAUUUUUCAUUUCUGGUUACCACUUUGGUUAUUGAAGAGAACAAGACGAGAAAAUUACUCGACCAAACCAUUUUAUCGAGAUUAUAAAUUGAGACGUGAUACAAUCGCUACAAUUUUGAUUGUGACCAUUUUAUUGCUGGUUUGUACAUUCCUUUAAACACACACACACUCACACAAAGGACAAAUUCAAUUCAAUUUGUUUGCGAUUUUGCUAUUUGUUUCAUC